GUCAUCCAGACCGCCGAUCGCACAAGGCAGUGCUCCCAGUCAUCGUCCUAUCCUGUAAUGAUAAACCAUCUAUCGGGAUAAAUGAAGUGAAGAAGCUGAAAGAUGAGUGAAUGUGAACGUGCACCGGUGGAAAGGAUGGAGAAGGAAGAUGGAGGCUGGGCAUGGAUCGUUCUCGUUUGCAGCUGCGUUCUAGGGAUGUCAGUGCGCUCUUACAUUGGAACUUUCGGACUCCUGUAUCAGGAACCGUUGCGACAAAUGGAAACUGACACCACAGAUGCCGCAUGGCUCUUCAACCUCUGCAAAGCCCUCCAGUUACUCGGAGGGAUGUGCGCUGGCCCAGCAGCGGCAGCGUCUUCUCACCGGAGUGUCAUGACGAUUGGACUCUUCAUGCAAGCCCUGGGACUGUUCGCUUCCGCCUUCGCCCAUUCUGUUCUUGCCCACACCUUCACAUUCAGCAUUCUCGUAGGCUUUGGUGGCGGACUAGAUUUUGUCAGCUCCUAUUUGAAUGUCAAUCGCCACUUUAACAAGAGGAGAGGUUUUGCAAUCGGGAUGUACCUGAGCAGCCUUUCCAUUGGACAUAUGCUUAUGCCACAGUUGAUUGAGGCUUCCAUGCACCUUUACGCCAGUCAAGGCACGAUGAUCCUAUUAGCAGGAAUAGCGAUUCAAAUGUUUCCUCUAGUCCUUCUUCAGUCCAGACCUCAAUUGCCCUAUUCGAGGGAAAUCCUUCACGUCCAAACAUGUGAUUCCGAUCAUGAUCGGCUAGAAGCAGCCUUGGACCAUGAGCCACCUAAGCACGAACAGCAGCCCAUGAAACCAAAAAAACAUAUGAGAAAUGCAAUGACUUCCAUCGACCCUUGGAAACAAGCAGCGAAGAAAUUCUUUUCAAGCCUUGACUUCAGCGUGAUGAAGGAAUCCAUGUGGUGGAUGCUGACAAUCACAGACUCUGUUUUUUCCCUUGUACUUGGGAAUAUGGGAAUGAUCCUGCCACUUCUUGCCACAGAUCGGGGUUUCCCCGAGGGUUCAGGUGCACUCCUCCUCACUAUUAGUGGAAGUACUGAGCUGUUAUCCCGACUCAUCGUCCCUCCGUUGACUGAUAUCAAGAAAAUAGACAAUAGAUACCUCUUCAUGUUUUGGCUCUUCACAGUUUCUAUUGUGCCUUUGGGAUUUGCACUGAGUGAGAGCUUCUCCUUGACAGCAGUCAUGAGCAGCUUCCUUGGCUUAGGAACAGGUGCCAUCAUCGGCAUGCCCAGUCUUCUUCUAUCUUUUCACUUCACGGCAUCCAGACUCCCGUCUGCGAUGACCUUCAAGUUGGCUCUCAAAAGUCUGUCGUUCUUCGUUGGACCAGUUGUCGGUAUACUGAGAGAUACAACAGGGAACUACAAUCUUCUCUUUUACGUCUUCUCAGCAUCCUCCUUCAUUACCUCAGGAGGAUGGAUUCUUUAUGUGGUCAUCGGGAAGAAGAAGAGAAUAGAAGACCAACAUGAGAACGAAGGAAAACCCAGCUCCUGAUAGAUGUCGUUUGUCUCUUUCACUUACUGUGAUGGUAUUCAUUUAAGAGAAUCUCAACUUGGAUUCCAUUGUAUGGACAUUUCUUGUACCAAAAGAUACCUUGUUAUGUUUCCACAUUUCAGUUCUGCACACGAACCAGGGAUUUGUGCCGAGCUCCUUCCCACCACCGAGUGUUUGAAAGCAUCCAUAGUUGUAAUCUUGUUGAGGCAAGCCAUAUCUACAGUCUACCCUCGAUAUACCGCGACUCUCACAUGUCGCUAACUCUUUCUUGAAAAUAAAUCCUCCCC
Messenger RNA from Darwinula stevensoni, 1796 nucleotides. The record is from the annotation of a GenBank genome assembly. NCBI's taxonomy places the organism in Eukaryota, Metazoa, Arthropoda, Ostracoda, Podocopida, Darwinulidae.